AACACAAAUAAAGCAAAUAGAGUCAUUAACACCAAAGCUAUGAGAAGAGGAAAACUGUUGGUGCGCAUUAAUUCACAUAUUAAAUGUUCAUUAAGCCCCAAAAUGAACUUUGAUUCUGUGCGCAUCGAAUAAGAUUAUGGUGAUGUUUAUUAUAAAUUAGUGGGGGCCUAUAUAAGCCGACUGCUUUUGCAUUUUCAUGUUUAGUUUGGCAUAAUGUUCAUUCGGUUUUCGUUUUUGGUUAUAUUUAUUCCUCUGCAACUCGGAUCCGCAAAGAGUAACUAUGAUAUUGUUAUCAAAACUCUCGACUGCGCUAUAUCUAAGAAAUACGUCAAUGAAGUGAACUGUCAACUUUUGCGAAAGCGGAUUGCCAUAAUAUCGGCCAGAUUUAGUAUGAACCAAACCAUUGAUCACUUCGACAUUCAUGCCACGUUCGACUUGAUGAAAAAGGAUAAAAGUCGCAUGAACGUGGCCGAUCUUAAGAUGGAUGGGUGCAGGUACCUAGGCUCGAUGUACCAAAACAAUAUCGUUGGCAAAUUGUUUAAAAGACUUAAAAGUGUCAGUAACUUGCCAAGCCAAUGUCCUGUGAUGAAGGGGAAACUGUACGAGAUCCGCAACUACACAUUUAUUUCGGACGAAUUCCCACCAGGAGCUCCGGAGUCCAAAUGGCAAGUGCGAAUCAAAUUGCUGAAGCGCUCCGAACUGGUUUCAAACAUUUUCAUCGAGGGCUCUGUGGUCUAUAAUACGUGAUGUUAAUGCAUAAUGGAUGCGACUAAAUACAAAUGCUCCAUAACCAUAACCCGCUCGCUGGUGUUUCUCUCCCUUUCUUUUUUUAUGUAUGCACUGGAAAAAAAUAAAUGUUCACCACCAAAGUAC
Messenger RNA from Drosophila gunungcola (fruit fly), 873 nucleotides. RefSeq lists its product as uncharacterized. The transcript has 3 exons. Bases 214 to 747 code for a protein of 177 amino acids. The record is from RefSeq and is a predicted model, not a curated record. Lineage: Eukaryota; Metazoa; Arthropoda; Insecta; Diptera; Drosophilidae.